AUGUGCGGAAUACUUUGCAUUUUCACUCACAGACGGAUUGGUGACACUGCUUACGCUCACCAAAAGCAAACAUCUUACAAUGGAGAUUGCUCAAAGUUUAGUGAUCGUUUUACCAACUCUAGCGAGUCGUUGCGUGAGCUAGCUUACCGGCAGUCAAGCAAACAACGUCACCGUGGUCCCGAUCAAACUGGACUGCUCGUGGACGAAAAGGAAGGAUAUGUGCUGGUGCAGGAGCGAUUAUCCGUGAUUGGAGUCAAAACUGGACGGCAACCAUUCACCUCCGCCGCUGGUACUACGCAUCUGGUGGCUAAUGGAGAGAUCUACAACUAUACCUAUCUGGUGUCUUUAAUUCACGACGCGAACGGCAAUCCACACUACAAACCACGCAGUGAUUGUGACGUUCUGGUUGCGUUCUAUGAACUCUUUGGUCCCGAUAGAUUGCUCCAAACGAUUCGAGGUAUGUUUGCCUUUGUGCUGUACGACAGUAACACCCGCCGACUGCUGGUAGCACGUGAUCCUGUCGGAAUCGUGCCCCUUUACUAUGGAUGGGAUCAAGCGGGAAGUUUAUGGAUUGCCAGUGAACUAAAGUGUCUUGUGGAGUGCUGCCGGGAAGUGGUUGUGUUUCCUCCCGGUCACGCGUACUACGGAACCAGGGACUGUGUCGUUCCAACGUCUUACUUCAAAGCCGACUGGAUGACGGAGAUUCCGUCCACCAAGGUGGAUUUGGGACAAUUAAAAAACCGCCUGGAGGCCGCCGUAGAGUCACACCUACAGUGUGAAGUUCCGCUUGGAGCGCUACUUAGUGGGGGACUUGAUUCUAGCCUGAUUGCCGCCAUCGCUACUAGAAUUUUGCGAAGAAAUGCCUCGAAUCCCAACUAUCGCUUGAAGACGUACAGCAUAGGCCUUGAUGGAGGUGGUCCAGACUUAGAGUACGCCCGCAGGGUAGCCAAACACAUUGGUAGCGAUCACACGGAAGUUCAUUUUACCAUCUCCGAGGGUUUGGAUCUCAUCAGGGAUGCGGUGUACCAUGCCGAAACAUACGAUGUCACAACAAUCCGCUGUAUCGUGCCGGUAAUGCUGUUGGCAAGAGCGAUCCGCAGCGACGGCAUCCGGGUUGUGCUUUCGGGUGAAGGUGCAGACGAACUGUUCGGGGGCUAUCUUUACUUUCACCGGGCGCCAAAUGUGGCCGAAUUCCAUGACGAAACGGUACGCCGCGUUCUUGGACUUCACCUGUCCGAUUGUCUGCGAGCAAACAAGGGCUGUGCGGCCUGGGGAUUGGAAUUGCGGGUACCUUUUCUCGAUACCGAUUACUUGCAGCAUGUGAUGUCCAUUCGCCCAAACGAUAAAUCCCCUGUUUUCACCGAGCUUCAUGAUCACAGUCGAUUAGAAAAACACAUUCUUCGACAAGCGUUUGCAGAUGGGAAUUAUCUUCCGCGGGAAGUGCUUUGGAGACAGAAAGAACAGUUUUCCGAUGGGGUAGGAUAUGCAUGGAUUGAUUCCAUUUCACAAUGGGCAUCUGAACGUAUAAGCGAUAAGCAGUUUGAAAUGGCUGCCGAAAGGUUUCCGUUUAACACGCCAACCACGAAGGAAGCGUUUUACUAUCGGAAGCUGUUUGAGCAGAUAUUUCCGGGAUCAACCUUUGCCCGAACCGUACAGCGAUGGACGCCACGGACGGAUUGGGGUUGCUCGGAAGAUCCGUCUGGAAGGAAACAAACUGUUCAUCGCGAUCAACAAAAAGAAAUAUUGUGA
This is a messenger RNA of Anopheles maculipalpis, 1749 nucleotides long. RefSeq names its product asparagine synthetase B [glutamine-hydrolyzing] (gene AsnS). Lineage: Eukaryota; Metazoa; Arthropoda; Insecta; Diptera; Culicidae. The transcript has a single exon. The record is from RefSeq and is a predicted model, not a curated record. Gene Ontology annotation, molecular function: asparagine synthase (glutamine-hydrolyzing) activity. Gene Ontology annotation, cellular component: cytosol. Bases 1 to 1749 code for a protein of 582 amino acids.